This is a messenger RNA of Musa acuminata AAA Group (dessert banana), 1214 nucleotides long. RefSeq names its product dormancy-associated protein homolog 3-like. The record is from RefSeq and is a predicted model, not a curated record. Lineage: Eukaryota; Viridiplantae; Streptophyta; Magnoliopsida; Zingiberales; Musaceae. Bases 126 to 524 code for a protein of 132 amino acids. The transcript is spliced from 3 exons.
UGCCGAUGCCUUCCAUGAAUCGAUAAUUCAUGGUAACAAACCGAGACAGUGUUUGUAACAGUUGCUAAGAGCAAUAAUAACGACAGUAGUGAUAAUAACGGACUCGGAGAGGGGAAAGAGGAAGAAUGAGUCUUCUCCACCACCUGUGGGACGACACCGUCGCCGGGCCGCCACCGGACACCGGCCUCGGCAAGCUCCGGAAGUCCUCCUCCUUCUCCCCUUCCUCACUCUCUGCUGCCGCCGCCGCAGCAGCAGCAGCUCCCGUCGCUCUUCAGGUCACUCGGAGCAUCACCAUCCUCCGGGGCAGCGCCUCCGCCGCACCGCCCUCACCGACGUCUUCUGCCGCCUCGUCGCCUCGGGGCCCGUGGAGCGCCCUUGAUUCCCCUCUUUCCCCUCCGACGCCGAGGGGAGACUGGAAGAGGCUCCGGAGGAAGCCGACGCCGGUGGCCGAGGGGGUGGAGACCGCCGAGCCGAGAAGCCCCACCGUCUAUGACUGGGUGGCCAUAAGUUCCCUGGAUAGAUGAGAGUGAGAUGUAGAGAAAACUCUUUUCUGUUCUUCUCCAUAUCAACUAAUUAAAAAUCAGAGAUGGCACAUGAUAUAUGUGUGUAAGCAGAUGAUGAUGUUCUUGCAUUAAUUUGUCUUAUUUGUUGUGUUAUAAACUGCAUGAAGGAUGAAAUGGAGGAAAGACCCCUCUUUUCUUUUCUUCUCAGUAUCAACUAAUUAACAACAAAUAAAUCCCUUUUUUCCUUCAAAGAUGGCACCUGUAAUAUGGGGGUGUGUGUGUGUGUGUGUGCGCAACCAAAAGGAUGAUCUUCUUGGAUUAAUUUGGUUUUAAUUGCUAAGUACUGCAUGUGGGGUGGUGACAAGUUCUUUGGACAGUUGAGAUGGAGGAAAAGAUCUUUUCUUUCUUUGCCUUAUCAAAUGGGUCUUAAUUGUUGUGUAAAACACUGCAUGUAGGAUGGUGAUAACCUGUCUGGAAUUUCUUUUUUAUUUUUUUUCUAUAUCAUGUAAUCAAGAAUAAAAACACCUUUCUUCGUUCUUCAUGAUGGCUAUGCAUAUUGUGUAUGCAUCCAAAUGAUAAUAUUCUUGCAUUAAUUUGGUUUUAAUUGUUCUAUUAAUUACUGCAUGUAGGGUGGUGAUAAGUUCUCUGGACAGUUGAAACUCAUAUAGAGAAAAAAAAAAAGAGGAAAAAUGUUGAGCUGAAACAGCAAAA